AUAUAGGUUAUCCUCGUUGGAAAUGGCCGCUGAUGACUGCCCGUGGCUCCGUCUCACAUGCGCCGGUCACUUACUUCACACAUCCCCACCGUCAUCCAGGAUAAGACAGCGCUAAGGCUUUCACAAUGCUCGUCGAGUAGGCGGGGAAUAUUGCACAUCUGGUGUUUAAUCAAACUGGUCUUACAACGAGCCAAUGAUGUAGCGGUUGUGACGUGGAAACCAGAGUAAAUAACAACAUCAAAGUCACAUGGAUUCGCCGGCCGCAGGUCCCCACAUGUCCCUCAAGCUAUAUUUAUAUAGUAGCUGAGACCAUAUGAACGUGUGUGACGUCUACAAUAGACAGAACGAGUGUAAAUCCGCUACAAAACCAUCAAAACCCACAAUAAGCUGCAACAUGGGAUCAGGGAGGAAGAAAAUAGCUUUGGAUACCAUGUAUGAAGGCUUCCCUGGAAACGGUUUGGUUGCCACGUAACCAUGUAGAUACGCGAAGCUGUAAACGUCUAAAUGGCUUAUGAGGAUACACUCAACUGUACAGCUAGUGUGUGUCCCACACAAGAUGGCCUCGAGGUUAUUGUGGGGCCAUCCAGUCAAGUCCUCCAACAUCCAAAGUCAUCGCUACAUUUGGUCAUAGCCCUUUGUAUUCUGUUCUCCUCAGUUGUUGCUGUGUCCAUGUGUUUAUAUUGGGGGAGAGGAAGGUUUAUGCGGAUUCUAACGAAAAGGAAAAUGUCUCGUAGUGAAAAUCGUGAGAUGAUUAAUUUCGUUGUUCCUAACAUAAGAGUAACCGAAGUGUAUGUUACAAGACCAUCGGGAAAAAAAUUUCACAAGAACUUUGCGAAGGAGAAAUCUCCCGCCAACAGGCUUACGACUGUGAGCUCCCUGUCCGUUGAUGGUGCCUUGUCAGACACAUCCCUCAAUGCGUAUGUAAGUGACGAAGAUCGAGAACAUACGCAGGCCAGACACUCUCACACAUACACACGGAGUCUCAGCAGAAGUCACGGGGACCUCUUGGAUGGUUCAGACACCCUCAGUGUUACUGCCAGCUGGGAAGACACUGGUCGCCGCUACACCAUGGAACGAUUCGACAUCAGGCCCAGUGAACUCAACACAGCACAAUACACGCAAAGUGCAUGUUCUCUCGAUUCUUCGGCGAGCGUCUCCUCCUGCGAGCUUGGAAAGAUCUGCUUUUCCGUUGCUUACAAUGACCGCACGGAAGUACUGACUGUAAUCAUCAAGAAAGUGGUGAAUCUUUCUCCCAGGCCAGCCCGAGUUUUCGCGGACCCUUACGUCAAAUUGACUCUCCUUCCUGAUAAGACCCUAAAAUAUGUCACCACUGUCCACCAACGCACACUAGAACCUGUCUUCUGUCAAACGUUUCUUUUUCCUGUGAAGAGAGACGAACUGGAGAGCAAAGCUCUCAAAUUGACAGUGUGUGACCAUCUUAAGUUCUUCCGGCGUAAUGUCCUCGGCUACACGGUGUACGCUUUAAGAGAGCUAGGCUACCCGCUUGUGUUCGGGACACACUAUGAAAUCUGGAGGUCACUAACUGAGGAUUUGCCGUUCAAAGGGACUGCUAGCUCUCAGGGUGAAAUUCUGGUUGGAAUAAAGCUGGAUCAGCUUUGCCAUGCGUUUACCGUAUCAGUGCUUCAAGUGAAAGACAUUCUGGUCUCGGACGACGAGAGAGAACAUGGUGGUAUCAGAGUCAAGGUGACUAUAAUGGUUGGACAGCAGGUCGUAAAGACCAAGAUAAGCAAGCAGAGGAAAUACCCAAAGGAGAAUCUAGUAGCGUUUAACCAGAAUAUCAGGGUGCGAAUGCCUCAGCUGUACGACUGUAUCAACAGGCUCAAUGUCUCCGUGUCUGUAUUUGUUGAUCACACCUUCUUUAAGAGCCGCCUGAUCGGACGGACAUGUAUUGGACCAUACUCGUAUGCGUCUGAUUCUGGAUUAAGACACUGGAUCAACAUGCUAACUUCCCCUUCAGAACCAAAUAUUAUGUGGCACAAACUGACGUAAGGGGGCGUUGUGUAUGAAUGGAAUGGAACGGACGGUUGCUGGAUCCAGUGAUCAUGUUGUUCGCUUAUGUAUAAUUGUGCUCUGGUUUUGGUAUGACUGCUUUCGUGCUAAUAUUAGUCAUUUUUGUUAAUCAUUUAAUAUUUUCUGUACAUUUAUAUGCUUGAUAUGAAUGUGAAAUGCGACUGUUAAAUUGCACCUGUUUAUCACAUCUUCGAGGGUGUUCAGGUAACUGUUUGGCUAAAUUCAUGUUAACAUUGGAUGUUACACGUAUCAAAUUAUGUGCCACACGAGAAAUUGACGAAAAUAGUUAAGAAAGUCUCUCCAUUUCGUCCUAUACUCACAUUGCAUAGGGUGGUGCCACAUACCAGGACUAGUGUCGACGGGAUACUACGGAAAAUUCAUUGAAAUAUGUGAAUAUUUCUUUUAUAUAUAAAGAUUUUAUUUGUCAUUUAAUCAGAGUUAUCAGAUACAUGUAUAAAGGAUUAACAGAAUGUCUACCCCAUGAAACAGAUAUUGACCUACGAUUUCCUGAGUGACGUGCAAAGACUUUAAUUUUAUAUACAGUGUAUAUAGUUAAUCUUGUGGAGUGCAAUAAAUCUGUGAUAUGUUUUUGUUAAAGAGAGGAAUUUUUCCUGUGAUGCGUGGAUUUCUUAAAAUGUACACCGCACGAGAACUGUUUGUGCAAGUGAACCGAUAUACUAUGACUAUUACAGGGGGAAUAAAUUAGUUUGGUGCCUAAGUAAUUCUUUCUCGUGAGAUAAUGUGAUUUUUCAUCUAUCACGCCUAUCACGUCAAAAGGAAUGCUUUCGGCUACAGAGGCACAGUGCUAUCUGCCUCUGUCAGAUACACCUGUUUCAGUACCUGAAUGAUAUAUCAAAGGAUUCACAGUAUAUCGAGAAUUGACGACAGACGUUUAUGUGAAAUGUAAUUGAGAUUAAUCACUUAAGUCGGGCAACGUCGUAUUUUUUUCCCCAAGAAAACAAACAUUCUCGCAGAUAGAUAGAUAGGUAAGGUUGUUGAUUUUAUAUUAAAACCGUAUGUGGCCAUCUUUCUCACAUUCUCGUACUUGCCCCAAACCGAUAAAAUCGAUCCAUAUUCGCAUGACAUCGUCAGAUUCAGUCUAUAUCAGGAUGCCAACGCGACAUUCUGACAACAUUCCCAAAAUUCUCAAAAGAGAUUCUGACGACAACCGGAUAAGAGCUGGGGAUUCGAUAGAGAUUUAGUCGUUAACGCGAAAUUAGUUGAAAUCAGUUCAUAUUUGGUUUUAUAGAGCGCACCAUUUUAAUCUCGUGAGAAUGUCGCACUGUUAUCCGAUUUUCGUCUCUUAUAGUUUGGCAUUGUCAUCCAGGUGUUCGUCUUCCUGACCUCUCGUCAGAAUGUCGCUCUGUUUUCCGCGUCUCGUGUCAUAUAAUUUGGCAUUGUCGCCUAAGUGUUCCUCUUCUUGUGUUCUCGUUAGAAUGUCGUACUGUUUUCGUAUUCUCGUCUCCUAUCGUUUGGCAUUGUCGUCCAGAUGUUCCUCUUCCUGAGCUCUCGUCAGAAUGUCGCAGUUUUCCUAUUCUCGUCUAUAGUUUGGCAUUGUCGUCCAGGUGUUCCUCUUCCUGAGCUCUCGUCAGAAUGUCGCAGUUUUCCUAUUCUCGUCUAUAGUUUGGCAUUGUCGUCCAGAUGUUCCUCUUCCUGAGCUCUCGUCAGAAUGUCGCAGUUUUCCUAUUCUCGUCUAUAGUUUGGCAUUGUCGUCCAGAUGUUCCUCUUCCUGAGCUCUCGUCGGAAUGUCGCAGUUUUCCUAUUCUCGUCUAUAGUUUGGCAUUGCCGUCUAAGUGUUCCUCUUCUUGUGUUCUCGUCAGAAUGUCGCACUGUUUUCCGAGUCUCGUGUCCUGUAGUUCUUGUCCGAAUGUGACACUGCUUUCCUAUUCUCGUGUCCUAUAGUUUGGCAUUGUUGUUCAAGUGUUGCUCUUUAUGAGUUGAGUUCCCAUUUUCGCUUGUAGAAUCAGAUCCAGGAAAUGAUCGAGGAAUCAAAAUUCCAACCAGGACGUGAGAUUCAGGCAACGACACGAUAUUCAGGCCAUGACACGAGAUCGGCAAGAGAUUUUAGUGUCUGCUAUAUCGUCAGAAUGUUGUGUUUUCAUGCUAAUCUCGAAAAAAAUCUCGCCCUGUCGUUAAUUAAUAAGUACAGCUGUACAUGGUUUGGGGAAAGUAUGUUGGACAGAGCAUGUAUAUUUUCGCAUCCGUCUUGCAUGCUUUUCAAAAAGUAUUUUCAAGUUUCUUUUCUCAACUGCAUGAUAUCAGUUUAGCUAAUUCUCCGGGGCAUAGAAAAGGUAAAUCUUACUAUAAGGCCUUCAUUCCGUUCAUAUAAUGUACUGUACUGCAAAUACAACACUCUUUUGAUGACGCAUCUUAUAUAUGGACCAGCUCAAUACGUUAUCUCCUCUCAUCAUAAAUUAGACUGUUAAUUCAAGAGAUCUAUUUUUCGAUGGUAAUCGAGAAGAUCAAGAAUUUGCUUGAUCCCGGAUUUGAAGAUUGUACCUUAUCAGAAUACAAUGCCAACAAGGACUCUUCAAACAAGCAACUUUAUCAGUUUACCUCGAUCAUCUAUCAACCGAGUAGAGGAUUUCGAAGAAAUAAUCUUUCCUCGCAAGAUUUUUCUUACUGCAGACUCGGUGCCUCACUCUAUAUGUGGAUGAUAUCUUCACGGAAGCAGGUGUUCUUCUUCCAGUUGAGUUAUUUAGUUCAUUUCUGUAUUAAAGGAUGUUCUGCUGAUAUUCCACAGGUGGUCAAGGAGUAUACUGAGACCGGUUAAUUGUUGUAUAUUCAAAUAUAUUUCACCCAUGA
Liolophura sinensis is the source of this 4836-nucleotide messenger RNA. RefSeq names its product synaptotagmin-5-like. Gene Ontology annotation, biological process: calcium-ion regulated exocytosis. Gene Ontology annotation, molecular function: SNARE binding; calcium-dependent phospholipid binding; clathrin binding. Lineage: Eukaryota; Metazoa; Mollusca; Polyplacophora; Chitonida; Chitonidae. Gene Ontology annotation, cellular component: plasma membrane; exocytic vesicle. The transcript is spliced from 4 exons. The coding region runs from base 505 to 2010 and encodes 501 amino acids. The record is from RefSeq and is a predicted model, not a curated record.